Messenger RNA from Ylistrum balloti, 768 nucleotides. RefSeq lists its product as uncharacterized. Lineage: Eukaryota; Metazoa; Mollusca; Bivalvia; Pectinida; Pectinidae. The transcript is spliced from 4 exons. The coding region runs from base 1 to 768 and encodes 255 amino acids. The record is from RefSeq and is a predicted model, not a curated record.
AUGAAGAUUCCACUUAUCGUGUCGCUGGCCAGCUGUCUAUGGCGGUGUAUACAUUCUUUCACAACAACAACAGAUGGCAUUGUGCAGGAUGAAAACUGUGCAACUGGCUACAACACAUACGACUCAGAUACAGGCCUAGUGAGAGAGGUUAAAUACUACAUCUACUGCACAGAUUCUCAACACUGUUGUGACAUAUUCGAAUAUCGCUACUGCUGCCCUUACCAAUACUACAGCCCCUAUGACUAUCCGUCAAACAAUGCUAUCAUAUUUGGCGGUAUAGCCGGGGCAAUCAUGUUCUUAUGUUUUGCUGUAUGUGUCAUCGCCAGAUGGACACGAAAACCUGUACCAGCUAUAGAUCCGCAAACCGCUCAAGUUCUCAGGUCUAUUACAGGUGGUAAUAUACCACGAACACCAUUCACAGGACUGAUUUUAUCUACUGGUGAUGGAAGUGCAAUACACAUGUCAACUUUAAGCACACAAACAUUCGGUACGUCUGGCACUGAGACACAAUCGGUUAAUGCGUCUAGCAAUGGGUCACAUACUGUAGACACUAAUGCGGCACCGCCCCCUCUUUAUGAGGAUUGUGUUCGAAAUAGCCCCGAUCUUACACUGCAAGGGAGCAGUGUUCAUCCUGUUCCUUCUCCGCAAGUGGACAAUGUUGAUACCUCAAUGACAAUACAUAUGGACACCCGUUCAGACCAUGAUAUUACUUCUGAUAGCGAACACAGCAAUAAUGUUAACGUGUCAGACAGUAUCACUUGUCUUUGA